Messenger RNA from Saccostrea cuccullata (small rock oyster), 570 nucleotides. RefSeq lists its product as uncharacterized. Bases 1 to 543 code for a protein of 180 amino acids. The record is from RefSeq and is a predicted model, not a curated record. The transcript has 5 exons. NCBI's taxonomy places the organism in Eukaryota, Metazoa, Mollusca, Bivalvia, Ostreida, Ostreidae.
AUGCCAACAGAAUCUGCUUCGCUGGAAAUCGAACAAACUGCAGUGCAGGGAACUACAUCUUUUUUUGUUACAGCAGAAAUUACAUUUUGCAAAGCUGAAGAAUCUGUUGAUUACAUUUUAUAUCUACAAGUUCCAAAGAUAUCAGAUUUACCGUGUUUGUGUCAGCUAUCCACCACUAACUGGACAGAACCAACCAACAUACAUAUAAGUUGGGCAUCUCCUCUACCUCCUGGUAACUGUGGUUUGAAUAUAGAAAUUAAGGAAAAGGAGAGUAUCAAAAAAGUGAAAUGCGAUUACCUAAGCAUGUACAUCUCACUGAAUGACAGCACGCCUUUACUCCUCACCCUGGUUAACAACACAGAUUCAAUAAAUGCUUCUUUUCAUUUCAUUACAAGAUCUCGAGGAAAAAUUCAUAUCCAAUGUUCAGGGGGAGAUUAUAAAUCAGCGUCAAAACAGUCAUCAGUCACACAUUCUGUCUCUUCAACACACUCCACUACAAGUCUUACACGGACAUCCAAGGAGAACACCCAAGGUAGGCUAUAAUUAAGAUAUAUAACAUAAAGAUAAUCC